UCGCAAUUGGUGACCUUAACGCACAGUUGCCGACUAGGAUUACCGCUCACGGGUGCAAAAAUCUAAUUGCCAUUUUGUACACAUCUCCGAGAUGUGAGAGAAGGCUGGAAGAGCCGGUAAGAGAGUGAAGGAGGCAUUGGUUAUAGUGAGAGAGAGAACCAAUGGCGGCGGAGUAGUGAUCUGAUGCCAACCUUGUCACAUCCCGACCCUCCGCCAUCUGCCCUAAGACACAGCUGCACGCCUCUCCUAAUAUUCAUCCCGUCUCUAUUUAGCUAGACACACGAGGCGGCGACAUGGUGGAGGCGCACCAGAGGGAGGGGUGGAGGUUGUGGAGGGGGAGGGCGUUGCCGGGGUUGGCAGCGCUGGAGAAGGACGGGACCACAACAAACUCACAAGACCCACAACACCUGGGGGAGGACCACACACCUGAAGGAGGACGCAACAAGUGGGAGAGGACGCAACACCUGGGGGCCAAUACUACCUCCGUCUAACACACUCGUGCCUUUUGGCAGCACAUUGUCACAUCCUCAUGCAAGGCAAUGGAUGAACACGAAUUUGAAGAGAUAUUGACCUACCUCUCGGGAAGUAAAUACCCCGAAAACAUCAAAACUAAAGAUAGCCGCAGUAAUUGGCGCAAAAAGUGCCGCCCUUUUACAUACUGUAAGGAUCAGCUCUAUUACAACCACAAAAAGUAUGGAGCACUCCUUGCCGUGAAAGGUGUCAAGGACAAGAGAAAAAUAAUAGAAUCCAGCCACUUGCAACCGGAUGGGCGGCAUCAUGGCAUCAACAGGACACUUAAGAAGAUCAGUACCAACUACUACUGGAAGACGAUAGCUAAAGAUGUUCACAACUAUGUCAAGAUUGAAUGUCAGACUUGCACCGAGCAAGGUAAUCAGCAAAAUAAUUCAAUGCGACAUGUCAGCAUAGCCCGAACAGAAUCUGAUGGAGAUAUCAAGAUAAAGUCAGCAGAGAAAAUUGUUGACAAGGCCAUUGAGCAGAUUGGACUGGAUGUAAUUGGCAAUAUUUUAGAACCAAGUGUUCCAUCUCCCCAGGAACCUGUGUGUAACGUGUUCAAAUGUGAAACUGCUGUACCACAGCAUACUAUGCAACAGCCAUUAGUGCUCAGAGAUCAUAUAAUGGCACACUGUGGUCUUGAUGUUAUCGGGCCUUUGAGUGAGACGCACAAAGGAAAGAGAUUUAUCAUUAUUUUGACAGACUGUGUAACAAAGUGGGUAGAGGCAGUGGCAAUUUCUGAAUUUACAACGGACUCUGUUGGAAAUUUUUUAGCCGAAACCAUAUGUCGUCAUGGGUCUAUUGAAGAAAUAAUGACGAAACACAAUCAUGAUGAAUUUUGUACUAGAUUAACUGAAAAAAUGUGUUCAACAAUGGGAAUUACCAUACGAAUAUCUACUUUGCUUCCCUCUCAGUCAAAUGGGUAUACUGAACACUACUGGUAUAAUACCCUUUUGUGUGGUGCCUUGUUGAAAUAUAGUAAUCAAAAUCAAUAUUAUUGGGACAUUUAUUUGCAUCAAGUAAUUUUAGCAUAUAGAACAUUUCAACAAAAAAAUACCCCUGGUUCCCCAUUUCAGCUCUUGUAUGACAGACCAACUCGGCUUCCAGUGUUAGUUGCACAUCAGUCAACCAGUGAUGGUUAUUCAGAUGAACAGGAAGCACUCAUAGACCACAUGGUCAGUUACAUUAAGGCAUUGUCAUGUCCCACUCAUCAACAAUCUCUUGGUAUUCAUAACCCACCCAGCGACAGGUUAUCCCCUCCAUACAUUACAUCAAACAAUAUAUCUACACCUGUGUCAUCUACAUCAAAUGCAACUACUCAACAGCAGCAUCACCAAUCUACACAAGUUUUAGGAUCUUUUACACAUACUGGUCAAGCUAAUAAUCAAAUAAACACUAAUCUAUCUUUGACAACUCUUGGGACAAGCAUUCAGCCACCACACAGUAAUGCAACAGUACAUACAAUACAAGGUAAUGGCUUAUCAGCCCAAGCUAUCUCUACUAAUACCAUGGCAGCACACACAAUUUCAGCAAAUAGUAUAAGUUCACACAGCAUUCAGGGUACCAAUUUAACAGCUCACACAAUCUCUGCAAACAAUGUUGCACAUAGCCUACAGACAAACACUGGGACCUCGCAUAGCAUUCCAAGUAAUAGCCAUAUCAUUACAAGCCCAACAGUAACCCCAGUUGCCAGUCACGUCAUCACUCCUCACGUGUCUGUUGCUCAGUCUACAGCCGUCCAGACGCCAACAAAUAUGACCACCCAAACCACUACUGAUGCACACUCAGGACACAUGGUCAUGAUACACACAGAUGGGAAGGCUUAUGCAGAAUCAUUCUAUGUGAUCUGUCCACAGUGAUUCAACACUCAGGGAGAGCGUAAUAGUGAGGUUUCAUAAAACAGAUAUGCAAUUAUAAUUCUUCUAUACAGUGUGUCUUUGAGCUCUGUAAUUAACUUAAUAUUUAAUCUUUUUUAGUGUACAGUACUAGACAUUCUUUUUUCCAGUUGCAUUGACCAACUUAUAGCAUACUACCUCCUAAAAACAGUCAGGUGACUAUAAAGUAUUUACCUCUUUCUAUAUUGUGAUUUUUAUGUAUUGGAACAAAUUUUUGUAUUUAUAUAUUACACAAAACACUUUGGAACACUUUCCCAAAUGAAAAGUAAAAAAUAAAAAAGGCAUACAAGUAUUUGGCACGUAACAUGAUGAGCAAUAUGGUACUUCUGUAAUAAUUUUGUCCCCUAAUCAUAGCAAUGAUAAAUUAUAUCCAUUACAAUUAUUUCUACAUCAGAUAUCUGUGAGAUCCUUAGUUAGCCAGAAUAUUAAUCUGCACUGCAGAGUAAAAUGUCUUGCCAAGACUUCACACAGCAUAAUCUUUGUAUAUUCACCAUAUUGCUUCCUCAAAAUAUGAACUCUUGAGUAUCCUUAACACACAGGUACUCCCUCAGGUCAUACCCUCAUACAGGUACUCCCUCAGGUCAUCCUUCUCACACUGGUACUUCCUCAGAACAUGUCUCUCGUUGGAAAUCCCUCAGAAACCUUUCUCGCACUGAUAUUCCCUUAAAAUAUACCUCCUCAAGCAGUAUUCUGCCCCCCCCCCCCCUCCAUGUUCUGCUGACUCUUCAAUUAACACCCCCCCCUCUAUUAUUACACCCCCUGCAUUCAUUUAAAUAAAUCUCUUCACUUGACACUCCUAUAAUACAGUAUUAUAUAAUACUCUCUCUUCUUAACACUCCCUUUUAUCUCAUCUAUCAUUAAAUCCAAGUUCUGAAAGUUCAUCUCAUUAACCAGGAAUUAUUCAUUUCAUAAUUCUAAUUCCCAUCUUUUGCAUUCAGAAAACUUUGAAUACUAAAUUUAUCCCACAUCAUCUAUAAUUAUUAAUGUUUCUGUAAUAAUGUAUAACCAAAAAUGGUAAACACAGCUCACCUGUCUAGUUCAUGACACUUGGGUUUAAUUGUGUGUGUUUGUGUGUGGGGCUAUGUGUCGAGAAUCAUGCUAUGCACAGAGCCAUGAUUGGACUUGACUGACAUGGUGACAAUUAGAGAGUUUGCCACUUUGUCAAGUCAAAGAUUCAAACUACAGUACUGUAUUGUAUUUUACUUCUUAUUUUAUCUUACCAUGGACUGCUCUCCACAAAGCUGAGAAAUAAUUUAAAGAAUUAAGUUCUUCAGUCAUCAGUUGAUCCAAGUGCUAUAUAGUUAUAAUGGCUUGGUGUUUUCUCCUGAUUGUUCCCUUCAACCAUCAGUUUUUCAUGUCUUUGUUCUAGUUCUUUAACUUAGAAUUUUUGCACUUUAAAAAAACAAAUUUGUCUUUCUGUUUACCUCUGUAAUGACAAAAAUUGCUAAAAGAAAACUCAGUAAUGUAAUCUGUCCAAUAGAGUUUUACAUUAUCUAAUAGAUGACAAUCAUCAUAUAUUACAUAAUCUUUCCUUCAUAUUAUCUUACAAUGUGGAUCCGACAGAUUCACACAUUAUUCCACACACAAUCUCUUCACUGCCAUUCCACUAUUCCUUUUCCAAUUUUCACUUUUUUUUUUUAAGCCAUUACUGCAAGCCUUCAUCAUCCUCUGUCUUAAUAACAAACAAAAUCAAACUUAAACUUCCGUUAGUGUAUUUCUGAUUGCAUCACACUUUUGGAGACGCAGCAUUAUACUGUACCAUCACUAGUCAAUGCACCUGUCAUCUGUAUACCUUUUAGAACCUUCAUAGUUUUCUCUACAUGCAUUCCCUUCGCACUACCAAAACUGCUUGAAAUAACUUUUCUGGAUUAUGUGUAAUUCUUUUUUAUUAGAUGUUAGGAAAGACUUGCAAAUUGUGCUAAAAUUAUCUGAAUACCUUUGACAAGAAAAAGAUCACGAAACUUAUUAACACAUUUUACAAUACUGUAAACUGCCAGUUAUCACAAAUUGGAUCCAUAGGCACACAUUUCACAUCUACCUUUUCAAUUGUUUUUUAAGAGACUUGCCAAGUUGGAAGAAAAUUUGCUACUUCAUUGCUGAUUACCUAUUUCAUUUCUGCAAAGGGUCAUACUUAUACAAAAUCGUCAAUUAUAUAUUUGUGUAGCUUUGGGUUUAUUGGUUUUAUAAUCCUUCCACAUUAUAGUUCCUAUCAACCGUAUCUUAUUCAGGCUUGUUUAGAUAAAAACCACUACACGUCUUUUAUUUAUAUUUAUCUUCAUCUAAUAAACCCAAAUUCAUUCUUGAAUAAUGUCUUGUAACUGUCACUGUCCCACUUGUCAUGAUAAUUUCAUCAUUCAAUUCCUUCAUAUUUUCACUCGCAUCUUUUCUUAAAUCAUUCUCAUAAGGUACAGUACUUAAAUUGUUCAACCAGGAACUCACUAACAGCAGCAUUCAAUCAACAUAAAAAAAGUUAGUGACAUCACACAUUCUGGUAUAGCCUGAACUUUGACCACAAGCUAACUACACCUCUACUACUUCUACCAUGUCUGAUUUUCUAAGUAACCCCUUUACUCUUUCCAAUGCAUAUUUCCACACUAUGUUCUGUACCUAUUUUGCAUCAGAUGUGUGAAAAGCUUUCUCUGAUUUGGCUAUAUUUUUAAUAUUGUCCUUCAAAAUUUAUAUAUCACAUGUCAGGAUUUGUAUAUUUAUGCUUUAUAUAAGCUAAUUAAUUUACUAUGUUAAUCUAAUCUAAAGUAAGAAUAAUAUAGUUAUUUUUAAGUUUGAUUACUGGCAUUUAAUCCCCAGAUCAGGCCAUUUCGUAAGGUUCAACAUGUUAUUUGAGACAUGGGGUCGGAACAAGAACCAUACAGCUUUUUUAAGUUAAUUAUUAGAGGAUGAUGAUAAUGCAUGUAUUAUCCUUUUAUAGAGCUCAACAUAGCAUAAUGUAAUAUAUAUUAAUGUAUAUAAUUAAGUGAAAUAGGUUUGAAUGUUUUAAUUAUAAACAAAGAUGUAAAACGUUAUGCAAUUAUUUUGUAGAAAACGUGGGAGCGAAAAUUCUCCUUCCAUAGAAUAAAACAAUUUUUAUUAUGUGAUAUUUGCUUGUGAUAAAUGGUGGGAAGUUAGCUAAAAUAUACAUUGAUUACCAAU
Molecule: messenger RNA, 5555 nt
Organism: Procambarus clarkii (red swamp crayfish)
Lineage: Eukaryota; Metazoa; Arthropoda; Malacostraca; Decapoda; Cambaridae
Biological process (GO): DNA integration
Molecular function (GO): nucleic acid binding
Source: RefSeq, a predicted model, not a curated record